Anneissia japonica is the source of this 9590-nucleotide messenger RNA. RefSeq names its product unconventional myosin-XVI-like. The transcript has 32 exons. Gene Ontology annotation, molecular function: cytoskeletal motor activity; ATP binding; protein binding. The record is from RefSeq and is a predicted model, not a curated record. The coding region runs from base 327 to 5762 and encodes 1811 amino acids. Gene Ontology annotation, cellular component: myosin complex. Lineage: Eukaryota; Metazoa; Echinodermata; Crinoidea; Comatulida; Comatulidae.
CAUGCAUGGCAGAUGACAUUCACUGUGUCUAUAUUUGGCUGUAUGUUUAUUUUCUCUACCAUAUUUAUUGUCAAUCAGGAUGUAUUAGUAAUACAUACAGAGCAGAUCCUUGUGAGAUUAAUAUAUUAUUCAAUUCCAGUGUCAGCAACAGGUGAAAUACAUAUUUUAAACAUUUUCUCUAUCAGGUGGCGUAUAAACUAUAAUAUUCAAGAGUUACUGCUGUUUUCAAUUGUUCUCACAACUACACUACCAAACGCAAGGAUAAAGCAGGGUAUGCAUGGGUGUCUAACCUGUAGAUAACUAACUUAGUGAGCAACAAAAUUACUAUGGAAUCGAUAGAACAGUCAUUAUUAGAAAACUUGCCUCGCACACAGCGACUGAAACUUGCCAAGAAAUUUCGGCAAGAGCAAGUUAAACGAUUUAAUACUUGGCAAAAAGAAGUUCGAGAUAGCCCGCUAGCAAAGAAUCGAAAGCAGAACAAGAAAGGGUUGAAUGUUAGGUUUCAAAUUUCAAACAAACUCAGAGAUGCAGUUUCAAGAUUUGAUGAUCAAGAAGUGAUUAUUUUACUGGACCAAGGAGCUGAUUUGAAUACUGCUUCAGAUACAGGCGUCACAGUCUUACAUCAGUGCUGUAUUGAUGACAAUCUGUCUGUGGCCGAACUUCUGCUCCAACGAGGCGCCACCGUUGAUCUCAGAGAUGAUGACUGGUGGACCCCACUGCACACAGCUUGUGCGUGUGAGAAUACUGAAAUUGUAAACCUUCUUCUUAAUAAUGGAGCAAAUGCUAGGCUUAUUGAUAUUGAUGGGAACGCACCAAUUGAUCAUACUCCAUUGGGUAGCGAGACUCGGCAAGUUAUGGAACAGCAUAUGAAAACGCUGGGUUACACUGAUGAAGAACUGAGAAACAUCAAGAACCAGCCAGCACAUGACAUGCUGUCAGAGGUCAAAGAGUUCAUUAAUUCAAAAGGAAAUAUCAAUGCAACCACUGACUCUGGUAUCUCGUUAAUGCACAUUGCUGCAGCAAAUAACUAUCGAGAUGUGGUUUGUUUGCUGUCUGAGCACAAAGUCAACAUGAACCUCCAGGACGAUGAAGGCUGCACACCUCUACACUUGGCUUCAAAAUUUGGCAACACAAGAAUGGCCAAAUUACUGGUGAAGAAUGGCGCCAACCCGCUGAUUGAGAACAAUGAGGGUGACAAACCAAAAAAUGUUGCAGCAACUGAUCUGAUAGAAGAUAUUUUAAAAGUAGCAGAGCAGGAGUACAGACCCAAGGUAGUGAAGCCAGUUAAAGUUGACGAACCAAUAUAUGACUCUGCACUCUACGAAGACACAGUUUCUCUACUGAGACUUAACAGCAAGUCAAUCCCUCCACAGGAGGAAGAAGAGGAUGAUGAUGAUGAUUAUGUGUAUAGAGGAUUUAUUAUACCCAAGGAAAAGGAAGCGGGAUUCCUUCCAAAGCCGAGCCAAACAGAUGACAUUGCUUCUUUGCCAAACCUUACACAAAAUACCUUACUACAAGAACUGAUGUUACGUUACAGCAAGGAUCAAAUUUAUACGUACGUUGGUGAUAUUUUGAUAUCUGUGAAUCCAUUUAAAGACCUCCCUGUCUAUUCCAAAAGCAUUUCUAAACAGUUUGAAGGCAUUCAAGAUAGAAGUAAACUUUCCCCGCAUAUCUAUGCAGUCGCGGACCGUGCCUUUCAGAUGUUGGUACGCGAACAGAAGUCUCAGUGCUGCAUCAUUAGCGGCGAGAGCGGGUCGGGAAAAACGGAAUCUUGCAAAUAUUUUGUUCAGCAUCUAUUGUGGUCGGCUCAAAGUGAUGAGAAUUUCUUGAAUAAUAAAAUACAACAGGAUGUGCAUGACCAGAGGUUACUGAGUACAAAGAUUCUACAGGUUAACCCACUGUUGGAGUGUUUUGGUAAUGCACAGACCAUUAUGAACGACAACUCAAGUCGGUUUGGAAAGUACCUUGAAAUUCAAUUCAGUAACAAUGGGCACGUGCAGGGAGCCAAGAUUUCCGAGUAUCUGCUUGAGAAAUCACGUGUUGUGUAUCAGAACGAAGGUGAAAGGAAUUUCCACAUAUUUUACUUGAUGUUCAGUGGCCUCUCACCGGAUGAGAAGAAACGAUAUUCACUAGACAAACCAUCCAGACACUACUAUCUGCGUAAUACUACAGAUGUUAAGGACUUGUCAUCAACAAAAUAUGUGGAGCGCUUUUUUGGAGUCAAGGAUUGCCUUCAUAUGAUUGGCUUCACACAUGAUGAUGAGGAUAAUCUGUUUCGAAUUUUGGCUGCCCUACUGCACAUUGGCGAUCUUGAGUUCAAGAAAUCAGAAAACUCUGACGCUGCCAUCAUUGCCAAUCCUGAUGUGUUGGAGAUUGUUGCAGACUUCCUUCAGGUGCCUGCAGAUGAUUUGGAAGCAGCCAUCGUUUCAGAGUCAAACUUUGUUAGAGGUGAGAUGAUUAAGAAGGAGAGGAAUGUGGUGCAGGCGUGCGAUUGUCGGGAUGCAUUGGCCAAAGCCUUGUAUGGCCGUCUUUUUAGUUGGGUUGUCAACAGCAUCAAUCAGCUUCUGCAGCCCUUAGAAGAUUCACCAGCGUCACUGGAUGUUGGAGUCCUCGACAUCUUUGGUUUUGAGAACUUCCCAAAAAAUAGCUUUGAGCAGAUUUGCAUCAAUGUUGCAAACGAACAACUUCAAACUUUCUUCAACCGUCACAUUUUCCAAUUGGAACGACAAGAUUGUGAGAGUGAGGGUAUCAAAAUGGAAAAUAUCAAGUUCACUAACAAUGAGCCUAUUGUCAACAUCUUUCUACAGAAACACACAGGUAUUUUUGCAGUUCUUGAUGAAGAGAGCCAUUUCCCGAAGGCAACGGACAAAUCACUUGCCCAAAAGCUACAUAGUGGUCCAGGGACCACUGGAAAGGGCAUCUACUUUAUCCCUAAGGACAAGGGAACCACAUUCCAAAUACUUCACUAUGCUGGCCAGGUGAAGUAUGAUUUAACAGGUGUGUUAGAGAAGAAUCGUGACACACUACCAAAAUCCAUCCUGUUCACUAUGAAAACGAGCAACAGCUUGGUAGUGCGUGAGCUUUUCCAAGGCCGAUUAACGCGCACAGGGUCACUAGCUCCCAGCGCUAGGCAACGGCAAUCAAGGAAGUCUCAAAAGGAUACCCAUGAUGCUUUUGAGUUUUUCAAGAAAAAAAAGGCACCGGAGGUAGCUAGGAAGCCUAUGAAGAAGAAAGGUCCACCAGUGAUUGGAACUGAGCGAAAGGGACCAGCAACGGUCGCGUUCCACUUCAAGAAUUCAUUGGCUGAGCUGAUCUUGAAGAUGUCCAAAUGUUCACCUCAUUUCAUCCGUUGUAUCAAACCAAAUACCUCAAAGAAAGCAGAUAAGUUUAUCCCUGAGUAUGUGAUUGCCCAGAUGCGUUACACAGGUAUCAUGGAAACAACACGUAUUCGGCAACAGGGCUUUACCAUGCGAAUAACAUUUGAUGACUUCUUGUCCAGGUAUUAUGCGCUUACGUUAGGAAGUGUCCCUAGGAAUAGCAGUCUCCCCGCAGUACAGAAGUGCAAGAAGGCCCUGGAUUCAUGCCAGCUACAAGACUUCAAGGUUGGUAAGACCAAACUAUUCUUCCGAUACUGGCAUGUGGAGAAAUUAGCAGCACUUUGUGCCAAAGAAGACAAGAAAAUCUUCAUCUGUCAGAAAGUGAUUCGUGGAUUUAUCGUGAGAAGAGAGUACAAAAGAAAGCUUGAGAAACUAAACCGACAGAGAAAUUACGUUGCUAGCUUCCUUCAAGAUCUUCAAACGCGAGGAAAUAUUUUCCAUAAGAGUUGUGUUGACUUGAAUGAACAUGAUACUAUAAGAGGUUUGGAGGAGGAGUUGAUAACCAUUGCUGAAGAUGGUGGUCGUAAACUUAAAACUGUAGCGAACAAUAACAACUCUGAGUGCAUAAACAUGGCGACCACUGGUCCAGUUGCAUUGAGCUCUGAUAUAGUGGACAAUAAAUACUCUGAAAUUGACUAUCAAACUCCCCCUCCUCCUCCCCCACCUAUGCCUGCCCCAUAUCCACAGAAUGAUUACAUUGUACCAAUACCGGUGGACUCAAAUUAUGAAGAGAUGCCAAACCAAAGUGACAUGUAUGAUUUCCCGCCACCCCCGCCCCCACCAGUUCCACAGGAGAGUUAUGGUGAGACUGACGACCUACCUCCACCCCCACCCAUGGCUGAUGUUAACUUCCAAAAUAUUGCAAAUAUCCGAGAACGCUUCCUACAGCAAGAAAAACAACUUGAAAAGCAGAAGGAGAAGCAGGAAUACAGACGUUCUGCACCGAUAAUAUCAAAUUCACCCGUUAAUAAUGAUGCUGGGAUGUAUGAUGCGCUCCAGCCAGCAACACGGAUCAAAGACACUAUAUCCCAGCUUCAGUCUCGGAACCCCGGUGGAACAAAUGACACCACCGUCCAAAAGCGAAUGUCAUCACCAGCAUUUCUUCAUAUGGACCAGAACCAGGUAGUGAACGGCCGCACGAAAGUGGCACCUCCUCCAACUCCUAAACGCAAUCCUGACACAAGGUUGAGUAUGGUCGAUAUGUCGGCUACCUCGCAUAUAGCUGGGGGUCGAAUACCUAUAGUUACGAUACCUGAGGGUAUUCCAACAAACUUUUCGAACAUACCUCCACCCCCAUCAGAACCAGCACCAAAACCGCCAAGCUUUCCACCACCAGGUAGACCAAGUUCUACGGCAUUCACCAAUGUUCCUCCCCCACCAAGUAUACCUGCACCCAUGCCCCCACAAGCGCCAGCAUAUGUCCCACCACCUCAAUUCAAUGCUUCCAUGGGACCACAUGCCCCUACUCCACCAGUUGCACCAACAUUCCCAGGCGGUAUGUCAGUUCCUCCUCCACCGCCAGGACCAGCACCGGUUCCACCAGUUGAAUUUGCACCAGUAGGUGUUCCACCACCACCCCCACUGGGAGCAGGUCCUCCAGCACCACCGCCUCCCCCACCACCAGGGUUUGGCGGACCGACUGUACCUCCUCCACCUGUAAUUGGUGGCUUCCCAGCAAGAUCUCAGGCUCCAAGAACACAUACACAACCCUCUGCAGGAUUCAACAUCAGUGACAUCACAAAGAUACAGUUAAGACCAGCACAAUUCACAGAAAGAGUAGUGUCAUCAACACCGGUUGAUUCCAUAUGUGAUGAAAUUAAUAAAGGGAUAAAGUUAAGACCAACUAAACCAAACAUCAAUCGAGGACCGGGUGCUCAAACUAACAGUAAUCAAAACAACGGAAUUCCCCCACCUCCGAAUGCACCAGCCCCGAUACCUCCAGUCCCUCCACCGCCAUUCGGCCCUGCUCCAACUCCACCAGUGAUUGGAAAGCAGUCCUCUCCUCCUGCUCCAAAGACUAAGCCCAAGCCAGCAGCAGCAACUAAAGUGAAGCCAGGCCCAUCAUCACCGGUGCAGAAAACAGUACCAGAGGAGUUAGUGUUUGAUGAAAGUGUACCAGUAUGGAAACAGGCGAUGCUGGCUAAGAAACAUGCUGAUGCUAAGAAACUUGAGGAGGAAGAACAAAGAAAGAAACAGGAUGAAGAAGAUAAAUGGAAAGGCAUUCCAGAUUGGAAGAAGAAAAUCAUGAUGGAAAAAGAAAGGAAGCGCUUGGAGGAAGAGGCAUCUAAAAUUGAUCCAGUGGAAGAAGAGCGAAGAGCAAAAUUAAUGGCAAUGCCAGCAUGGAAGAGGGAUCUAUUGUUAAAAAAGCAAGGCAAUGGGGAGUAACAAAACCUCUUAGAAGAGCAGACAUGUGGAGUAAAGAAACUUACGAGAUGACACCUUUAUAUGACAUAAUGGUGGCCUUGAAUUGUUUAAGAUGUCCACACUGUCAUUGUUAGCGUCAAACAUAUCAGUAUGGUGUCAAUUUACAGAGAUGUUUUUGGAGAGGUUUUUGGUACCAGCAAUCAUGAAUUAACACUUCUUCCUCAGUGAUAUCUCCGAAUGAAUCAUCUAUGAAGCGUUACCUGCAUACAUUCUUCCAUGUUAUCAGUAAUUGUCAACUGUAAAUGCUUUUGUUAAACAUUAUUACAGUAGCCAACUAUGAGUGUAUCUGUAAUGUACAUUAAUGAUGUCUUGAUGUUGGUGGCGCUGUUUACUUUGUAACCGCAGUGCACAAUGUGAAAGCUGAUAAUACUGUAGAGGCUUCUGUAGGCUCAUUAUAAGUAACAUUUUUGCUAUUGUGCCAAGUCAAUUAUUUUAUAUUUCAUUUUAAAAAAAAUAAGCCAAUUACAAUCCAUAAAACAACAUUUCUAACCAAUCAGCAGCAGCAACUCAAAACAGAAUCAGUAAACCUACAAAAAAAAUUCAACAAACAAAAACAUUUUCUUGCAAGCGAUUAAAACCCCUUACAGCAUUACACUUAAUAUGUCCGAUUAAAAACUGAAUUGCAUUCUGACCAGUUUUUUUUAUGAAAAAAAUCAUAUCCUAUAGAUUUCUAACAGUAUUAUUUUUAUAAUUUUGUUAUUUUUGUAUUAUUAACAAUAGUAAUAUUUACAAAUUACAAAUGUAUAAAUAGAGUCACUAUCUGCAGAAGAUGGUUUAGAUAUUGUAUUAAUUUUUUAAAUUUUAUAUUUCUGUUUGGUAAAUUUAAAAUAUAAUACUAUUUUAUUAUUAUUAUUCGAGUCGAAAGAAGCAUGCAAGAACCAUUGAAUAUCAAAUCAUUGUAAAAAUGAAAAAAAAAAUUGUAUGCGUUUUUGAAGUAUUUUAGAUAAUAUAAUUUUUGUAUAUUAAAUUCUCAUCUCAUUUUUGUAAUUGUUUCAAGAUAAGCACAAAAUUAUGUUUCAUUACUAUAUAUGAGAGGACGGAAAAUACUGCAUAUCAAUCCCACUAGAAUUUCAAUAAUAAUUUUUUGUUUAAUCAUUGGCAGGGUAUUAUGUUUGUGAAACAUAUUGAAUAAUAAUGACUUUUUCAUACACUUUGUCUUUCUUUAUAUUUAUAUAUAAAUAUAUAUUUAUAUAUAAAUAUAUAUUUAUAUAUAAAUAUGCUUUCAUUUUCUUUGAACUUGGAAGCUGCAAAUCCAUGUACGUUCAAGCGAAAAUUAAAAGAUACCAUUUUAAUAGAUUUCUGAAAAUUUCUAUAUACAGUAAUCAUGUUUUAUAACUUCCACUGUGUUUAUAUUUGGUUUCGCUUGUAUUUUUUGAAUACGCCUUUGAAGUACUUUUUUUAUUUAUUUUAUUGUAUACAUCAAUGUACAGUUUAAUGUUCUUGUUAUUCAAAGGUAUGAACAUAAUUAGAUAGAACAUUUUUAUUUUAACAUCAAAAUGGUUUGUUACUGCAGUUUUAAAAAAUAGAAAAGAUUUUAAGAUUUUAAAAGCUGUAAUUUUGAUAUUUGAGACAAUUCUUAAUUAUAUUACAUAGAUUUUGUCCUUAUUCUUGUAUAUAUUAUUGUACCGUAUUUGAACUGAGCAAUGAAAUUAUUGUAAUAUUCAUAUUAAAAGUCCAUACAUUAAUAAUGUGAUAAACUAACAUUGCAGUCUUUAAAAUUUGCAACUUUACCGAAACAUUGAGUCAAUGUAAAUAAUUAUAUACUCUCUGCUUUUGUAAUAAACUUUGAACAGUGAAGAUCAAUAACUGAAAUGCUGGGUAUAUUUAUGGGUUUCAAUUAAAAAUUAGAACAAGCAAGUAUGUUCUCCAACAGGCAAACAAGUAAUACUGUUCCUAUAUUUUGAGCUAUGCUAAAAAUGUGAAAAAGCAGCAAUAUUUUAAUUGCCUACUAUGUAUAUUUAAGUAAGUUAUCAACUAAGUUAUCAAAUUUGAACAAAUAAUUGUUUGUUUUGCCAAUUAACAGACAAAUAAUAAUGUUGGUACAUGGUGUACCGCAAACAUUUAUAUAUUAAUGUUGGUAUUGCUUGCAUUGGCCCUUCAAUUGGCUGGUAAUAAAUUUAAGAAUUUUUUAUACAAUAGUAAGUAAGUUCUGUAAUUUUUUCAAAAGCAUUUGAUAACUAAUUUGAUCGUUUUAACUAAGCAAAUAAAUAUUAGGUAAAUUUUCUUUGAUUCUAAAGCCAAAAGUAACUAAUUGUUACAUACUUCACUGGUCAUCUUCAGGUGAAGAAAAUUUACCUAAUAAUAUAUCGGAAGCCAAAUGAAAUAAUUUGAACACAGUAAAUAAAUGUUUUGUGAUGUUUUAGGGGUUUCCAUAAUUCACAGAUGGUUUAUUUUAAAAACAGUGUUCUUCGAUUGUUCAAGCACAACUAUAAGUUCAUACCACUUGUCCUAUUUACACUGCUGUAAAAUAUUUCUUCAGGUAAAUUUUCUUUGAUUCUAAAGCCAAAAGUAACUAAUUGUUACAUACUUCACUGGUCUUCUUCAGGUGAAGAAAAUUUACCUAAUAAUAUAUCAGAAGCCAAAUGAAAUUAUUUAAACAUUUAAGCAAAUAAAUUUUUUGUAAUGUUUUAGGGUUUUGCAUACUUCACCACAUAUGCUUUAUUUUAAACUAUAAGUUUAUACCACUUGUCCUAUUUACGCUGCUGUAAAAUGUUAUGGAAUAAGUCAAUGCUUGUACUAAAUUUAAUUUUAAAUUAAACCGCUGAGAAUUCUGAAGUGCUGGAUAUGAAUCUGCUAUUUUUUCCCCUCAGUAUUUUAUCUUUAAAUUGCUCUUUGUAUCAAUUCACUUUUGUAUAGCUGUUAAAGAUUGGAUAUCUCCUAUAAAUUUAAGUAAUGGUGACUGCAUUCUGUAAAAUUUUAUAUUUUAAAGUAUUAACGAAAUGUUUUGACUUUACACAGGGUUAUAAAAUGGGCCAAUGGCCAGUGCUGGACACUGACGAUAUUUAGAAAAUGCAUUAAAAAUUCCCUAACAAGCAGCCAGAUUAUUAACAAAAAUAACAUUAAUAGUAAAGGUAAUACAAGAAAAGUAUUGUGUACUUAUAGGUUUAAAAAAAUACAUUAACAUAAGUACAGGUAUUAAUAACAAUAUUAAUAGAAUUGCAUCUGUAAGUUUUAGCUAUAAAAGAAUCAAAGCUCUUAACACUAUUUACUCACAAACACUGGAUACAUAGUAGCACACACACAUACAACAGUCUAUUUUAUUUAUAUCCUUAAUUGUAAUGCAUUUUCUUUUAAUGUUUUCAUAUUUAUUUUAAAAUAUUACUAUUCAAAGUAACAUUUAUAUAGUUUUCAUAUUUUUUUUAUCCAAUUUUGUUAUUAAUGUGAUAAUCAGCUUCACAUUAUGCAUUUAAAUGUUAAUGUAACAUAAAGGCCAGAAUUAUUAUGCAAUGGUUAUCAUUUAUGUUAAUUCCGAUCCUGCAUUGCUAUUGGCUAUAAUGUAUCUUACACCAAUUAGCUUUUUUGUCUUUCAUAUUAGAGGCAAGUAUGCUCACCGAGACCAUGUUCUUAAAUAUGUAUAGUACAAGAGGGAGGGGUGAAGUGAAUUUUUUUUAGACAAUGACAGUAUCGUGGUGUCUUCAGUAUUUUAAACUACGUGUAUGUAUCGGUGGGAUAGAACUUACAUUUUUUUAUUGGUUUUUUGUUAAGAUAAAUUGUAGAAACCAUAAUGUGUAACAUGGUCUGUAACUGCCAUGAUGGCAUUAAAGAUAAAAAAUGAAAGGAACAUAAAAA